AUGCGUGUGAACAGUCUGCUUCUGGCUCUGCCCCUGGCACGGGGCGCCCUUGCCCUCGAGCGCCGCCUCGAUCUUGACACGGCCGAGGACAACCGGGAGUACGUCGCCAAGAGCUACAUCAUUGAGUACAGCCGUAGCUCUCUGCGCAGGCGCCAGGCCAGCCUCGAGUCCACCGACGACAUCACAGUCGUCAAGACAUUCGAGUCGGACAUCUUCUCCGGCGUCAGCGUCGAGACCGAGUCCUACAACCUGGACAGCCUCCUGAGGCUGCCUGAGGUUAAGAACGUCUGGCUCAACGAGAAGGUCGACCUGCCGUCCUUUGAGGUCCACCAGGGCUUCAGCGACGACGCCAAGGCCAUUGAGUACACGCCGCACAUCGCGACCGGUGUCGACAAGCUCCAUGAGCAGGGCAUCCUCGGCAAGGGCGUCAAGAUCGGCGUCGUUGACACCGGUAUCGCCUACAACCACAAUGCUCUUGGUAAGGGCUUCGGACCCGGCUUCAAGGUUGCCGGUGGCUACGAUCUGGUUGGUGAUGGAAUCUGGCCGACCACCGCCAAGGAGCCCGACCAAGACCCGAACGAUUUCAGCGGUCACGGCACCCACGUUGCUGGCAUCAUUGCCGGCUCCACCGAAUACUGGAAGGGUGUUGCGCCUGAGGCUACCCUCUACGCCUACAAGGUCUUCUCCCAGUCCCCCUCCACCGACUCGGCCACUCUGAUCGAGUCUUUCCUCCGUGCGUAUGAGGAUGGUGUCGAUAUCAUCACCGCCAGUAUUGGAGGCACCAACGGCUGGGCUGAGAAUGCCUGGGCUGUCGUCGCCUCUCGUUUGGUGGAGGAUGGCGUUGUCGUCACCAUCUCCGCCGGCAACAGCGGUGCCGCCGGUGCUUUCUUCGGCACUUCAGGCGGUUCUGGUCGCAACGUCGUCGCUGUUGCGUCCAUUCGCAACGAGGUCUUCCCGGCCACGCCCUUCGAGGUCACCUUCAGCCUCGACGGCAAGGUCAACUCGACCAGGGCCGGAUACAUUCCCGCCUCAUCGAACGUUCCCCCCUCUGUCGUCGACUGGCCCAUUGUCCCCGUGACGCUCAACACUGCUGUGGCCGACGACGCCUGCUCUCCUCUCACCGGCCGCGACUUCUCCAACGUUGUCGCUCUUGUGAGGCGCGGCAGCUGUGCUUAUACCGUCAAGCAGCAGAACCUUGCUGCCGCUGGUGCCAAGUAUGUCCUGAUCUACAACAACGAAGGCACCCUGCAGAAGCCUCCUUUCGACGCAGCCUCCCCCGCCCUGAUUGCUGCCAUCAGCGCCGAUGCCGGUGUCGCCAUCGUCAACACCAUCAAGGCUGGUGGCAAUGUUACGGCCGACUUCUCCAUCAACCCCGAGCAGGUGGUUGCCAUCGACUACGAUGCCGGUGGCCGCCCUAGCAUCUUCACCUCGUGGAGUGCCACCUACGACCUCCAGUUCAAGCCCGAUGUUGCUGGUCCUGGCGGCGAUAUCUUCAGUGCGUGGUUCGACGGUGGCUACAACACCAUCAGUGGUACCUCGAUGGCCUGCCCUUACGUCGCUGGUGUUGCUGCGCUCUGGAUCAGUGCUCAUGGCGGUCGUUCCAAGCACGGCAACGGCUUCGCCAAGGAGCUCAGCGAGCGCAUCAUCUCCAGCGGUGUCUCUGUGCCCUGGUCCGACGGCUCCGCUCUUGACUACAACUUCCCCGCCCCUCCUGCUCAGGUCGGUAGCGGUCUCAUCAACGCUUGGAAGGUCGUCAACUACGACACCCUCCUGCGCUUCGACAAGAUUGAGCUCAACGACACGCGCUACUUCAACCGGUACCACGACAUCACCGUCAAGAAUGAGGGCAAACAGUCUGUUGAGUACGCCCUCUCGUACGAACACGGCGCUGGUGUCGACUCUCUCGGCUACCUCCCCACCGUCACCGGUGGCCUCACCCGCCGUCUCAAGAGCUUCGCUGAGCUGCGUCCCAAGAAGCUUGAGGUUGGCAUCAGCCUGCCCCGCGACUUCACCCUGAAGCCGGGCGAGAGCAAGACCGUUAGCGUCAACUUCCGCAACCCCGACACCCUUGGCUGGAACGCCUCGGCUCUGCCUCUGUACGGUGGCAAGGUUUUCGUUGUUGGCAGCAACGGCGAGCGCCUGUCCGUUCCCUUCCUUGGUCUCGGUGCCGAUCUCAAGCGCCAAUCCGACCCCAUCUACCAGUCCGGCUUCCCCUUGUCCUACUCGGGCGUCAGCAACACCCCCAUCGCUCAGAAGGCUUCGUACUCCUUUGACCUGAGCGUUGGUGCCCAGGAUUUCCCCAAGAUCUUCAGCAAGCUUAUUUGGGGCUCGCGCCAGGUUCGCUUCGAUAUCUACGAGGCUGGCUGGAGGGAACGCAACUGGAAGUACCCCCCUGUCGAGGGCCAGAACGGCUACGUCGGGCCCGCCGCGGCUUGGGCUGGUGCUGCCUCGGUUGAAGUCUUCAACCCUGUCUUCCACAACCCCAACCAGACCUUCACCUUCCCCGUCACCGACAUCUACCGCAACGCGGAGAACACCGCACAGUUCUUCCGCUACUACUGGUUCGGUAGGCUGGGUAACGGAAGCCAGAUCGCCGAGGGCAAGUAUCACAUCCGCUUCGCUACGCUGAAGCCGUUCGGAAACCCCGAGGCCUCGGACAACUGGGACGUUUUCCAGGCGCCUGAGAUCACCAUCACGGGCAAGUACUAG
Verticillium nonalfalfae is the source of this 2709-nucleotide messenger RNA. RefSeq lists its product as uncharacterized. The transcript is spliced from 9 exons. Gene Ontology annotation, cellular component: cell wall; membrane; cytosol. NCBI's taxonomy places the organism in Eukaryota, Fungi, Ascomycota, Sordariomycetes, Glomerellales, Plectosphaerellaceae. Bases 1 to 2709 code for a protein of 902 amino acids. Gene Ontology annotation, biological process: proteolysis. The record is from RefSeq and is a predicted model, not a curated record. Gene Ontology annotation, molecular function: serine-type endopeptidase activity; tripeptidyl-peptidase activity.